Molecule: messenger RNA, 1534 nt
Organism: Talaromyces proteolyticus
Lineage: Eukaryota; Fungi; Ascomycota; Eurotiomycetes; Eurotiales; Trichocomaceae
Exons: 2
Coding region: 132-1283 (383 amino acids)
Source: RefSeq, a predicted model, not a curated record
UGAUAUUUAAAUGAGGCCAUUCGGGUUUGAUUUUUCCCAUAUCCAAACAUAUUAUUUAUUUAGAGGCGCCAACAAUACUAGAAUUGUCCCUUAGUGCUUCGACCCGUGCUUCCUCCAGUACAGCAGGCAGCAUGCCUUCCAUUGAAUUGGAGAAUUGGGAUAGGGACAGCAUUACGGUAGUGGCAUCCAGCACCAGAACUUCAAUAGACACCACUGGCGAAGACGGCACCGUACACAUUUCACAGUCGCAGAGCUCCCAGCGACAGCAACCGCAACGUGUAAAUUCAUCAGCGGAUCGAACGGGAACACCAGCAGGAGCGCCUAAUCAGCCCUCACAGCAGGGAUCGCAACAAGAUCCGGAACAGUCUGAAGGAGAAUCAGAAUCCGGAUCAACAUCGCAAGGCCAGCAACAAGUUCCAAUACCAGUUCCGACACCAGUUCCAGCGCCAGUCCCAGCACAAACAGAGCAACAGACUGCCAGUCUAGUAUGGCUGCAAAGGAUCGUAACAAAGACAUGGAAAUUGGCUAAAGAAGUAUGGGACAAAGGAAUUAAACAUCGGCAGGCAGAAAUUGCUGUAGUGGCACUAAUAAUUGGCGUUCUCAUGGUAUCGCCAACCUUUGGUCAAUACGCCGGGUCUCUCUGGUCUAAUGCAGUGACUUAUCAAAGCUGGUGCAAAAGCGAGCAGGAAGCAAAUCAUACUCUUACUUCUAUGUGCAACAUGAUCGUGAACAAGCCAAUGCCACCACCACCAGGACUGAAUGAAGUAUUCAAAGAUAUUGGACGGCGAGAUGCUGCACCAACUAAUAUGCCCAAACCCCCAGUCCCCAUCUGGCCCACUCCCACAAAAGAGGAACUGGAAGCAGCGCGUGCCUUCGCGAAUGGUCCGGUCGGCACUGGCAUCUACUUUGCUAUCCAUGGCUUCAUCGCACUCAUGCUUCGACUAGAAGCCGAAUCCGGAAAAUGGGCACGGUUUCUCUUUAUUUUCAAUCUGUUCUGGUUUUUCCGCAGAAUCACUCUCGUACAGGCCGUGGCCAGUGUCUGUUUGCUGAUGGACUGGUGUUAUUGGCUGCGUAAGGUAGGUGUCAGAGGCCCAUCACUAGGUGCUCUAGCCGUGCUGCCUAUCUUGUACGGGGUAGGGUACAUGUCGGAGAAAUCUUUUACGAUAAAGAUAAUCUUGAGUGUUGUUUCGGUAUUAAUUGUAGGAGACCAUUACUCACAAAAGCUUCUUCCUAUGCUUCAGAUAUUGGAAAGAUAUCCCGCUUCAACUAAGCAGGAUACAUGAAAUUGAUCGGUCUUUGGGUGAGUAAAAAUGUAUUCUUAUUGAAAUAACUGGUCGGAUAACGGAAAUUAAUGGUCUCAAUAGUCUCUUUGGUAUUAGACACCUGCUUUCAUAUAUUCUCAAUAAUGUUCUCAUAUUUUGCCUUCAACUGCACAUACCUUCACAUUUGAUCGGCUGACCUAGAGAGAAAGGGGUGUAUAUAAAUUAGUUCACAAUACUAGAACAUACCAAUGAUUAUAUUAGUUAAUUAUCAA